This is a messenger RNA of Wyeomyia smithii (pitcher-plant mosquito), 2982 nucleotides long. Its product is annotated as cytochrome P450 4c3-like. The record is from RefSeq and is a predicted model, not a curated record. Gene Ontology annotation, molecular function: iron ion binding; oxidoreductase activity, acting on paired donors, with incorporation or reduction of molecular oxygen; monooxygenase activity. The transcript has 5 exons. NCBI's taxonomy places the organism in Eukaryota, Metazoa, Arthropoda, Insecta, Diptera, Culicidae. The coding region runs from base 1638 to 2966 and encodes 442 amino acids.
AGCAAAAAAAGAAGGACACACCAUCUCGUGUCUGCUACUCCGAACUGGCCAUCAGCAGUCGAAAUGCCGGGAGUUUCACUCGCUCGCUAGCAGUGUGACACAGUUGACUGUCCCGGUCCUGGUGCUAGAGAGGAAAGUUUUCCACCUUCCAAGAAGCGUCGACGGUUCGGAAAGUUUACAAUCGCAUUAUGAAAGUAAUCAGUGAACGUGUUCAAACAAAAUAACGGCAGCGGCAAAGUGCCACGCCAUGCCGAGUGCAGCAAACAUAUGUGAAGGCUAUAAACAUAAAUCAAGUUGAAACCCGCGAAGCACUCGCAAACAAGAGCAAAUUGGCAGAUGCGAAUUUGAUCAACUGUCGCGGCACGGGCGAAGAAUUUGAUUGUGUAUUACAAGUGCACUUUAAAACAAUGAGAAACAAAGCUAGAAAAAGUAACCGAAAAGAUGUGGAGGAAGGAGUGGAGGGUAGAGGGAACUCACGAGACGAGACGGCAUCAUAACCACACCUAUUUGUCAACGUUAAGAGCUGCUUCCGCACAUUCUUCAAAGACGGUACGUAAUAAAAAAAUAGCCGAGCUCUGGAAAGGAAAGCGAAAGAGGAACGAACAGCUCAGAAGUUUAUUAUUUUUAUAUGCUUUAUGAACUUCGUCUCGGAUGUGGUGUAAAUUUCAAACUUACUCGCCGAGAGUUGUGUAUAGAGCGAGAGGAGUAGAGUUGUGACGUGUUGAACGGUGUGCUAGUGUGCGUGAAAAUUCUCCCGACUGCUUCUAAAAGGCGGAGCCAGUCUGUGCCAGUUUCGAAGAGUAAACUACGAAAUCAGGAAAACGUGUUUCUAUACAAAACAUCAGGCUCUCGUGAGAACUGACAGCGAUUGAAUUUUCUUGAAAAGUGGAAAAGCUUGUUUGAACGUGUGACGUGCCUUCGUACUAACACAAGCAACGUCAACAUUGACUCCACCCUCUGUGAGCUAAAAUUCCUUCUGGGAAAAACAAACACACUGAUAAACAAGCAUCCAGUUGGUGGAGAAGGGCGUGGCAAUCCAGACACAACGAAACAGGAAUCAAGGAGAAAACUAGAAAUAACAUGGCGUCAUUAGCUCUCGGAUACCGACCAAUUCUCUCGCUCACUGUCUCUCCACAAUCACUCUGUAGUGGUGUUAGUUACCGGCGUGAUUUUAGAACCGGUCAAUCAGAACACGAAACUACCUGGAAGCGUGUUCUUUCCCACCUCAAACUAUGGAGACCGAGACACUAAAUAGUGCUAGAUGCUGCCCCCAAUUCGACACACCUGCGAUGCAACCACUUGGACGCCGCGCGUCCGUUAAGCCGAAUACAAAUGGAAGGAUUCUGUUUUACGAACCACUAAAACCGAACCCGUUCUCCUGAGCUUCCUCGGCGGUCUCACUACGGACGGCCGGAAAGAAAUCAGUUUGCGUGGGCACUGUCCCACGUGGCGCACUCGGUUCGUAUGCCAAGAAUAGGACGACGGUACUCGAGCUCCAUAAUCGUAACUUUCAAUUAGGCCGUAAAACCCGAUAUGCGGCGGGAAGAUGAAUUUGCUCCGCGUUGUGUCUGCCUGCUCCUGUCGAGUUCCUCGAUCGUGUGGUUGCCUCACAGAAGCUGUACGGACGUCGGAUCGGCAUGAGUCGCAUUUGGAACGGACCCAUUCCUUACGUGAUGAUCUCCAAAGCCAGCGCAGUAGAGCCCAUCCUGAGCAAUCCGAAGCUGGUGGAGAAAAGUGCCGACUACGAGUUUCUGAAACCGUGGCUCGGCAAUGGCUUGCUAACCUCACCCGGUAGCGUAUGGCAUCCCCGUCGAAAGGCUUUAACACCGGCAUUCCACUUCAAGAUCCUGUCGGACUUUGUACAGAUUUUCCACCGCCAGAGUUUGAUAUUCGCGGAGAAGCUAGCGGAAAAAUUAGACAGCGCCGAUGGAUUCAACAUCGUACCGAUGGCGACGCUGUGCGCAUUAGAUAUUUUCUGUGAAACGGCCAUUGGAUUUUCCAUACACGCACAAAACAAUUCCGACUCGGACUACGUCCGUGCGCACAAAGAAAUUGGUAAAAUCAUACGUAACCGGUUGCAAAAAAUCUGGCUUCAGCCGGAUUUCAUCUUCAAGCGGACCGACGAAUUUCGAAAGCACCAGGAGUGCCUAGCGGUGCUGCAUGAAUUUUCCGACCGGGUAGUCAAGGAACGUAAAGCUGAAUUGGUGAAGCGUCGCCAGACACAGGAAGUGGAUACAAAUAACAACGCUUCGUCAGAGAAUGAUAACCACGGGCCACGGAAGAAGCAGCUUGCCUUCCUGGAUCUGCUAAUCGAAGGCUCACUAGACGGCAAUGGUCUCAGCGAUUUGGCAAUUCGUGAAGAGGUUGAUACAUUUGUGAUUGGCGGUCACGAUACAACUGCGGCUGCCAUAUCCUGGAUCUUGCUGCUACUGGGAUCUGAUCUGGAGGCUCAGGAUCGUGUGUUCAAUGAGAUCGACCAGAUUAUGGUUGGCGACCGUGACCGGAUACCGACGAUGCAGGAACUAAGCGAAAUGAAAUAUCUCGAAUGUUGCAUCAAGGAAACCCUACGACUUUAUCCCAGCAUCCCGCUGAUCGCCCGCCGAUUGACCGAAGAUGUUCAGGUCCAUGAUUACACUAUCCCUGCCGGUACGAAUGCUAUGAUAGUGGUCUAUCAUCUGCAUCGAGACCCGACGGUUUUCGCCAACCCGGAUAAGUUUAACCCGGACAAUUUUCUACCAGAGAACUGCAACGGAAGACAUCCGUACGCGUACAUUCCAUUCAGCGCAGGACCACGCAACUGCAUCGGACAGAAGUUUGCUAUUCUGGAAGAGAAAACGGUCAUAUCGACGAUCAUACGGAAGUUUCGUAUCGAAGCUGUCGAACGCCGGGAGGACGUUAAACUGUUGGGCGAUCUUGUUCUCAGACCCCGCGAUGGUUUGCGAAUCAAAGUCAGCCGAAGAUUGUGAGGAUCUGCAGGAGUAC